AUGAAGACAGAGGGAACGAGAGAGAGAGAGAGAGAGAGAGAGAGAGAGAGUGUGUGUGUGUAGUGUAGCGCGUCUGUCUGGCAGCGGAUCAUUACUGAUACUCAAAUGGAUGGAAAGGGAGGUUCUUCUUCUGUCUGCCUGAAACCUUAAAGCUCUCUUUCUCUUUUUUUCGAGGACGAGGGAUGCUUUUUAAACAAUAAUAAUUAUUUAGGAUCAUAACGAGUCGUAGGGUUCUGGUCCUGUGCUUCUAAACAUCUGCGAUGAGCAACGUCGGCCGUCAAUCGGAGCGUCAGUUGUAACGAGUGGAGGGUCCUGUCUUCGGGGCUGUGGAUGUAAUGUUUAUCUCCCGCGUUUGAUGUUUGUUUCUUGGUGUGUUUGCUGGUGAACAGGGGACGCCGCCCUGCCAUUAGCAUGAUGACAACUCAAAAGACGCUUCUUUGGCGUUUUCUUGUGCUGCUCGUAUUUGCUGUGCGGGAAUGCAGAUCGGUGUGCGUGGACGCAACCUCAGACACAGAGGCAGUGUUGGGGAAACGCAUUAAGCUCACUUGCAUCUCUUGUAUGAAGAGAGAGGAGAUCGCUGCUCUGACUAAGGUGUACUGGUAUUACAAACCUGACCGGGAUGCAGUCCGCCAGGAGAUCUACCUAUAUGAUGGUGCGCCACAGGAACAGGAGGGGCCAUGGAAGGGUCGUCUGGCAUGGAACGGUAGCAAAGACCUUCAGGAUGUCUCCAUCAGCAUUACCAAUGUCACGCUAAAUGAUACCGGCUUGUAUGAGUGUGUGGUGCAUCGCCAGUUUUCCUUCAACUCAUACACGCCUUCGUUUGAGAAAACUAUUGAAAUUGAGCUGGUGGUACGGGAGCAAGCAAGUGAAGAUCCCACUGCACUGUAUUCAGAGAUUAUGAUGUACGUUUUGCUGGUGUUCCUCACCUUAUGGCUGCUGGUUGAGAUGAUCUACUGCUACAGAAAGAUCUCCAAAUCAGAUGAGCAAGCACAGGACAGUGCGACAGACUACCUAGCCAUUCCUUCUGAAAAUAAAGAGAACCCGCCGGGUCCUGCAGUAACGGAAUAAAAGUGGUUGUCUCACACACAAUACGGUUCUGACGAUUCCUCCUGGCUUAAAAAGAGGCUGAUCUUUUGCAGAGACACCGCCAGCGUGCGAUAAGCACUGACCCAACCUAGGAACCUGACCAAACACAAUCCCUGCCAUUUUGCUCACAUAACGAGAAAUGAAAUUCUUCACUGCUUAAUUGUCUUUCUCACAGCGAAGGUGACAAUUACACUAGAGAGCAAAACAAAAGAGCAAAAAAAAUGUUUUUUUUUUUUGCCUUAGAGAAGAUUCAAUAUUCUGAACAGCAAUCAGAAAAUAUAAAGCUAGCACACUGCCUAAUCACAAAAAUCGUAUUUGCUUGAUGUUCAGCAUACUCAGCAAAUUUAUAAUGUCACAAUCUUGUUCUUACUGAUUUUGAUAGAACAAAAUAGAUUUUUUCAAAAAUGUGCAUCAAUGUUUAAACCAUUCUUUAAAAAAAAAAAAGAAAUAAAUAACAAAAAUGAUUGCAUUUCAUACCAGCUUGCAGGGUUGCUUUAGAGCAGGCUCUUUUUGCUGUUCAUAUCUGAGCCUCUGAGAGUGUAUGAGAUAAUCAGUGUAGUCAGCUUAGUUUAUACAAUAGCUUAGACGUAACAUAAUGCUCAUGUGUGUGAUAACAAGUUACCUGUGUUUACACCCUACACGCCGAUCAUGGCUUUUCAGGACAUGAGAUUUUAAAGAUGAGACUGUGUAAAUGUAAUAUAAAGUAUGUGACAAAAAUGCAUAUGUCCCUUUAGAGCCUUUAUAUCAACAGAGGUCAUGUUUACUGGUAAUGUUUAAAAGUCACGUUGGCUAAUUAUUGCUCAGUAACAUAAUGUAUUGACUCUGGGAACCUUUAUUCUGUAAUCACUACUAACCUUACACUUACUGUGGACAAGUUGUUUAUUGUUCUGUGUUUUUAGAUUAUAAAGGAAAAGAAAUUCCACUCAUAUGUUUACAAGAGGAUUCCAAGUAAACUAUUAACAAACUCUCCAUAUAUGAAUGCCAAUCAGUAUGACUGUGUGGACAUAAUUAGCUAGCGAAUGCAUCAUUGGUUCCUAUAGACUACUUCUGGAAAUUAUGGCGAUGUAAAAAAAUGACUGUGUAUCUGCACUUUAACCCUUCAGAAACUGCUGAUAAUGCCUUUAGACGUUGUUUAAUAUAUAUAUUAAUACACUGUCAGGAUAAGAGGACACACCAUGACACGUUUUCUUGACCUGUCCAGAAGGAUCUGUAUUUCUCUUGUGAAAGCUUGCCAUCUAUAAUUAAAGCAAAGCUGUGUAUUCUGACA
Messenger RNA from Silurus meridionalis, 2353 nucleotides. RefSeq names its product sodium channel, voltage-gated, type III, beta (gene scn3b). Gene Ontology annotation, molecular function: sodium channel regulator activity. The record is from RefSeq and is a predicted model, not a curated record. Bases 412 to 1068 code for a protein of 218 amino acids. Gene Ontology annotation, biological process: regulation of heart rate by cardiac conduction; sodium ion transport; ventricular cardiac muscle cell action potential. The transcript has 7 exons. Gene Ontology annotation, cellular component: voltage-gated sodium channel complex. NCBI's taxonomy places the organism in Eukaryota, Metazoa, Chordata, Actinopteri, Siluriformes, Siluridae.